AUGGAGUCUUUUCAGCUAAGCAUCAGCAACCCCCUCACGCCUACGAGUCUGCUCAACGCAAUGGAUCAGAUGGAGGAAGAUGACGGUCCGACCGUUCUGCCCAACGGCGUUUAUGUUCCCAUGCCGGCCUUCUUCACUCCGGAUGACGAGCUGGACAUUCCCGCCAUCCAGCGGCACACAGCCCGUCUUCUGGCCGCCGGUGUCUCCGGUCUGGUCGUCCACGGCUCAAACGGCGAGGCAGUGCACCUCUCCCGCGCUGAACGCCGCGCAACCAUCAAGGCAGUAGCCGACACCGUCCGCCACGAGAAAACCGACCUCCACAGGCCAAUCCCCAUCAUCGCAGGCUGCAGCGCUCAAUCCAUCCGUGAAACUCUCGAGCUUUGCAUCGAAGCCUACGAAGCGGGCGCUACCCACGCCAUCAUUCUCCCUCCCGGCUACUAUGCCUCGCUUCUGACCAAGCCAGCCGUCAUUGACUUCUUCACGACCAUUGCCUCACGCUCGCCUAUCCCUAUCCUCAUCUACAACUUCCCAGCGGCCGCCAAUGGCCUCGAUCUCGACUCUGACACGCUGCUGACCCUCGCUUCCCACCCGCGCAUCGUGGGCGUCAAACUUACCUGUGGCAAUACAGGCAAACUCGCCCGCCUGGUUGCCGGUACCGCUUCCUCCGAGUUCUUCAUCGCAGGCGGUUCAGCCGACUUCAUCCUUCAGGGCCUGGUGGUAGGCGCGCACGGCACAAUAUGCGGCUUCGCGAACCUAGCCCCCCGGGCGUGCGUGCGCAUCUUCGAGCUAUGGGAGCAAGGGCGUAUUAAGGAGGCACGGACGCUGCAACACGAAGUUGCCAAAGGGGACUGGCUGGCGAUUCGGUACGGGUUUGUGGGUGUGAAGGCGGCGAUGCCUAUAUUCCAUGGGGAUGCGGAACGAGGGUGUGCGGUACCUCGGUUACCGUUUAAGCCGCUUAUGAAGGAUGGACCGGAGGUGGAGGAGAUUCGGAGGGGGAUGGAAGGUGUGCUGAGGGUAGAGAGGAGGUUGGCUGAGGAGGCGAGGGCUAGGGGAAGGUAA
Messenger RNA from Thermochaetoides thermophila DSM 1495, 1059 nucleotides. RefSeq lists its product as uncharacterized. Bases 1 to 1059 code for a protein of 352 amino acids. The record is from RefSeq and is a predicted model, not a curated record. The transcript has a single exon. Gene Ontology annotation, molecular function: 4-hydroxy-tetrahydrodipicolinate synthase activity. Lineage: Eukaryota; Fungi; Ascomycota; Sordariomycetes; Sordariales; Chaetomiaceae.